UCGACAAACGUUACUCCAAUAUUAGACACUGGGUCGAGUGCACCUACCCGUAAUAAGGACGUCUUUGUUCAAUCGUUCGCUAACCCAAGUGCCUAUUAUUAGCAGUAAUAUAUGAACAGAUUAGCAUCAGUUCGCGGAAAAUCGACGCGUGCUUAAAAACCAUGAAUUGUAUUUUGUUUAAUGAACCAAUCACAGAAAACAUAGUAAGCGAAAACAUGUGUACCAGGAAGUUUAUAACAUUUAGAAAUGUCACCGAGUAAGAAGGAACUUAGUCUCAGCUUCUUAAUAUUUGUCUGUGUCGUUAAAACAGACGCAGAUCCAUGUACAAAUUAUGCAAACUAUGCUGUGACUGGUACCAGUUCACCAAGUUAUGAAGAACCAGACAUUUCACAGAGUCGAUGCGACAGUACUUUAACUUCACAGUGGUACCGUAUAUCUGGUGGUGCUGGGGAAGAUCUAGCCACAAGCGGAGUCAUUCGGACCACUCAGUGUGGGACGCUGAAUCCGGUGUGGAUGAACGGGAAUAUUUCGGCCGACUGUUAUGGAGAAGUGGACACGACUGCGUGUGUUGUAUCAACGUUCAGUACUUGUCACUUAACUAUUGCCAUCAAAGUAAAGAACUGUUGUGGUUACCGUGUGUAUUAUCUACAGGAGACAUCGGCAUGCCCCCAGGGUUAUUGCGUUGAUACUAUCUCAGCUACACCCUGUGCAACAGAGUCCACAUGUACAGCGACAACAACAGCAACAACAACAACAACAACAACAACAACAACAACAACAGCAACAACAACAACAACAACAACAAUAGCAUCUGAAAAGUCUUAUGUGAGUGACGGUGUUCCAAUAGACACCGGCGUUUCAGAUGCUAUGCUUGCGGGUAUUAUAUUAGCUGUCAUAGUUGCAGCUAUUGUAAUCAAUGUAACAGUUAUUCUGAUCGUAAAGUCGAAGUUUGUCUCAAAUAGCGUUUCACCUUUUAAGUAUACAUCAGAAGAAGAAACUAAUGAUAUUUUUAUAACAAGAUGUAACACAACGUUGGUACCUCAACCUACUUACCCUCCUCCUGGUGCAUUUGAUAACCUACAGGGAGAAUGACGAUUAUACCACGGUGUAACCCUAUUGAAAAUCACCAAUUCUCGUUAUAGUUCCCCAUCAAGCUAUGGCAAAACUGUCUAACAGCUUAUACAGGGAAUUGGAGCUCAUCUGAGCCGAAAGCUGCAAAAGAAACAAAUACAAGAGAGGAAAUGAGAGACAUUGUAUUUCCCAUGACAGAUGAAUGUGUAUAUUCCUCAUACAACCUCUACAGGUUCCCUAACUUCCGACUCAUUGGAGAUUUGGUUUCCAAUUAGUAGAUAACACAGGAUUUCAUAGCUCACUCUGCUACUUAUGAUGUCAAGCAUCAGUGCUUUGUGACGUUAACUUCCAUUGUGACGUCAUUGUUCAUGGAAAUUGUUUUCUCGAUCGGAAACAGAAACAAUAUAUAUAGUUUUCUAAUCAUAACAUCUGAACGUUUUGGAAGACAAAAGGUCACCAACCUAAUGAUGGUUUAUUUUCACGUUCAACUAACUUGAGUUAGACAAACUACUAUACAGCAUAAAUCAUAUUGCAUUAUUGCAGUGUUUUCAGUCAUUCAUUCCUUCAAACGCAAUAAAUUUAUUUAUUUAUUUAUAUGAACAUGGUACUGCAAUUCAUAUUGAUUACAAUGGAAGAGCUAAUAUGCGUUCCCUUUAUUUUCAGUUUGUAAUGAAAUAAAAAUUAAUCUUUUAAAACAGAAGUCAUAAAUAGCCUGCAUAUUUUCUAUUCUAUCUUCUACCGUGGCAAAUCAUAUUACAUCUGAAGAAUUUCAUUUAAGGUUUGGUUGCUUGAUAUUAAGAUCCGUGGAAUUUAGCAAUAAUGUAAUAAAAAAGUGACUCUUUUGGUAUAAGGAGCAAUUUAUGCAAUAAUACUCUUCUAAUCUCAUCUGAAAACUGAGUAUCCAUUCAUCAAAUACGAAAAUCUAAUCUUAAAAGUAUCAGGGGAUAUAUUGUGUACCGAGAAAUAAUUGUUGCAUGUGAUGAUAAUAAACAAAUUAAACACAUGAAAAUCGGCUUCUGCAACAAAUAACAUGAGCUACAAUUUAUACUUUAUAUGUUGCCGUAAUUAUGUUAAGUCGCGAUUGAAACAUCCCUUCAGAAUUCAGAGUGGAAUGCGUUUUUAUACUAUCCUAAUACGUAUUUGACUCUGAUGAGUCCCACUUAUACAUCACAAUAAACAAGUGUGCUACAUUUUAAAUUCACCAAAUUGCAUCGUUACUAUAAACAGAACCAAACUCUGCAAGUAUAAUGGUAAAUUGGGAUGAAUAUUUUGGAUAGCAGAGUUCUUGUAAGUAAUCGUUUUAACCCAGAUAUCUAGCUGUAUCACUAAGUUUAACAAUAAAAGUAUUCGUGUCAAUCGAUAUGUAUAAUUACAAAAGACAUUCACUCUGAUGAUUGGGAAACAAGUACUAUUGUAUCACUUCAGUUUAAGUACUGAACAAUGACGUCACGCUGGUAAACCUUCCACUUUGAUUCCUGCCUGCAUGGGGACCUCGUGAUGAGGAUCGACCUGAUCAUCAGCAUGAUUUCUGUUUUUGGUUGUUAUUUUGUAGCUGUAAUAGAAAAAAAACAUUACUUAUCGAAGUAUUUGAUAUAAAAUAAAGCUCGAAUUGUAAAAUAA
Messenger RNA from Mizuhopecten yessoensis (Yesso scallop), 2691 nucleotides. Its product is annotated as integumentary mucin C.1-like. The record is from RefSeq and is a predicted model, not a curated record. Bases 247 to 1092 code for a protein of 281 amino acids. The transcript has 8 exons. NCBI's taxonomy places the organism in Eukaryota, Metazoa, Mollusca, Bivalvia, Pectinida, Pectinidae.